CAUAUAUGUACUUCUCUCUCUCUCUCUCUCUCUCUCUCUCUCUCAAUGGAACAUCAAUCCUACCCAUGGCAUCUGAGCUCAGCCAAUAAUCACAACCAGCUCAACCUAGAGCUCGGGCUUGAGCCAUGUUCAUCGUCCUCGUCUUCAUCACCUCCACCAUCACUCCAUACUCUUAAAGUCCCUGCAAAAGACAACAAGCUCUACUCAUGCAACUUCUGCCAAAAGAAGUUUUAUAGCUCGCAAGCACUCGGCGGUCACCAAAAUGCGCACAAACUCGAGCGAACGCUAGCCAAGAAGAGCAGGGACUUGUGCUCUGCCGUGAAACCUCUCGUGGCGACCUCAAAUGGUCAUCAUGUCCAGCCCUCUCUUCAGUCUGUGGUUUUUGAGAAUCAGUCAAGCUUGGCCAGGCUUGUUGCGGACGAUAUGAGGUAUGCUGGGACUAAUCUGAAGUACGGUUCAUCUUGGUCUCGAGGAUACAUCGAUGUUCCAGAUCACGAAGGUGAUCUCCAGGAGGAUCUUGGCCAGCUCGAUUUGUCAUUAAGGCUCUGAUAUGCAAGAUCGGAGAUGGGAAAUAGUCCAAGAACGCCGAUCAACACAUCUCGAGAUAUACAAGUGAAGAUCUCGUUUGAGGGAUUGGAGGUUUGCGGGGUUUCCUUUUCACAAAGAUCUCAUUUAAAGACGUUAGUGUUCUAUAUAGACUUACUUCGGGGCUAA
This is a messenger RNA of Rhodamnia argentea, 714 nucleotides long. RefSeq names its product zinc finger protein 2-like. Gene Ontology annotation, biological process: negative regulation of abscisic acid-activated signaling pathway. Bases 46 to 549 code for a protein of 167 amino acids. The transcript has a single exon. The record is from RefSeq and is a predicted model, not a curated record. Lineage: Eukaryota; Viridiplantae; Streptophyta; Magnoliopsida; Myrtales; Myrtaceae.